This is a messenger RNA of Nerophis lumbriciformis (worm pipefish), 2475 nucleotides long. Its product is annotated as ubiquitin carboxyl-terminal hydrolase 22. Gene Ontology annotation, molecular function: zinc ion binding; cysteine-type deubiquitinase activity. NCBI's taxonomy places the organism in Eukaryota, Metazoa, Chordata, Actinopteri, Syngnathiformes, Syngnathidae. The record is from RefSeq and is a predicted model, not a curated record. Gene Ontology annotation, biological process: protein deubiquitination.
AGUUGGGAGUUGCUAGCAAGCUAAGUGGAGGAAGAAAGCUAACUAAUGGUGAGAGUGGAAGUGCUGGCUAAACGCUCAUGGAUACAACAACAACAAAAAGGCAGCAACUGUCAACACAGCAGCGGGAACAGACAUUAAACCCUCUCCGUGACUCCGUGAACAUGUUUCUCGGGUGUUAAUGAAGAAAACGCUUGCUUGUCAGAUGCCCGCGGAGCUAAUUUUUUUCUCUCUCUCUCCUGGAUACUACAUUACAUCCCCAAUUGUGGACAGAGUAGUUGGGAGCUAGCUGGCUAGCUUUUGUGGAAGUCAACCAACAACCAGGAGACUUUUCGCGUUGUCACCUGCGGAAAGAACGACAACAAAACAAGGCGAAUGUUUUGUCUGUCAUGAGUCCUGCCGGGUGCUCCCAUGUGAACGCUUAUAAGGUGGACAAUUGGAAGCAAAACCUCCGCGUCAUAUACCAAUGCUUUGUUUGGAGCGGUACCGCCGAGACCAGGAGACGCAAGGUUCUUCAGAGUGAUGCAGGAUGGACAGAGCUGGCCAAGUCCUGUAUCUGUCACAUGUGCGGUGCCCAUCUGAACAGACUCCACUCUUGUCUGUACUGCGUCUUUUUCGGCUGUUUUACCAAGAAACACAUUCACGAACACGCCAAAAACAAGAGACACAAUCUAGCUAUAGACUUAUUAUACGGCGGAAUAUAUUGUUUUGUGUGUCAAGACUACAUAUACGACAAAGAUAUGGAGCAGAUUGCCAAAGAGGAGCAGAGGAAAGCCUGGAAAUUGCAAGGCAUAGGUGAGAAAUACACAACAUGGGAGCCCACGAAGCGAGAGCUGGAAUUACUACGGCACAAUCCAAAGCGGAGGAAAAUCACUACGAACUGUACCAUAGGUUUACGAGGGUUAAUAAAUCUGGGCAACACGUGCUUCAUGAACUGUAUCGUCCAGGCCCUCACGCACACACCGCUCCUACGAGACUUCUUCCUCUCCGACAGGCACAAGUGCGAGAUGCAAUCCAACUCCUGUCUGGUGUGCGAGAUGUCGCAGCUCUUUCAGGAGUUCUACUCGGGCCACCGAUCGCCUCACAUUCCCUUCCGGCUGCUGCACCUGGUGUGGACGCACGCCCGCCACCUUGCAGGCUACGAGCAGCAGGACGCCCACGAGUUUCUCAUUGCGGCGCUGGAUGUUCUCCACAGGCACUGCAAGGGGGACAGUAUAAGAGACAACGACAACGGGAAGAAGGCCAAUAAUCCAAACCACUGUAACUGCAUCAUCGACCAAAUCUUCACCGGGGGGCUACAGUCGGACGUCACCUGUCAGGUUUGCCAUGGGGUGUCCACAACGAUAGACCCCUUCUGGGACAUCAGUUUGGACCUGCCCGGCUCAUCGACACCCUUCUGGCCCCUCAGUCCUGGAGGGGAUGGCGGCACUGUUAACGGAGAGAGCCACCCGUCGGGGUCCACGACGCUCACAGACUGCCUGCGCAGGUUUACGCGGCCUGAGCAUCUCGGUAGCAGUGCCAAAAUCAAGUGUGGCGGUUGCCAUAGUUACCAGGAGUCCACCAAACAGCUGACUAUGAAGAAGCUGCCUAUUGUAGCAUGUUUCCAUCUCAAACGGUUCGAGCACUCUGCCAAACUGCGGAGGAAGAUCACUACAUACGUUUCCUUUCCUCUGGAAUUGGACAUGACACCCUUCAUGGCAUCCAGCAAAGAGAGCAGAAUGAACGGGCAGUAUCAACAGACGGUUGACGUGUUAAAUAAUGAUAAUAAGUAUUCCUUGUUUGCGGUGGUCAACCACCAAGGCACGUUAGAGAGUGGUCACUACACCAGCUUCAUUCGCCAGCACAAGGACCAGUGGUUCAAAUGUGACGACGCCAUCAUCACCAAGGCCAGCAUUAAGGAUGUUCUUGAUAGUGAAGGGUAUCUCUUAUUCUACCAUAAACAGUUCCUGGAGUACGAGUAGCUCCUCCCCCCCACUACCUUGGUGACCACUGACCAUGAAGAAGAACCACUGGGGGGAGGGGGGGGAACAGUCGGACACACAAACAAACCUACCUGAACUACGUGACUGACUCGAAUAGCUGUCGGAGGACACGCAAAAAAGGACAUGAAUAAAAACAUACGGCAUCAUGCAACGUUUCAACAACAAAAAAUAAGCACUGAGCUACUUCUUGGCAUCUACUUGACAAAACUGAAUGAAGAGGAGGACGACGGAAGAAGGCCCCCCCCACGCCCCCGUCUCCUUUUCCCUGUUUCCUGCUGCAGGGGGCGGAGUUUAUGGGCACAUCUGGGUUCUUAGUACAGUAUUCUGACGCCCCGUCCCAAUUCCCAUUCCCAAUCACCCCCACCCCACGUCCUUCUCCAUGGUGCUCUCGUCUCAACCGACCAAGCAUUUAUCUUUGAAGGCCCUUAGUCGUCAUUAUGCAUUAUGGGAAAGCAAAAAAAGAAUAAAAUCAAUGUAUUAUGAACUUUGCAAGAGC